Coregonus sp. 'balchen' is the source of this 15047-nucleotide messenger RNA. The record is from the annotation of a GenBank genome assembly. Lineage: Eukaryota; Metazoa; Chordata; Actinopteri; Salmoniformes; Salmonidae.
CACAACAUGGCACCUGCUGGCAGUGUUGUUGUGGUAGCUCUCUCACUUCUGUACUUAUCCCGUGCUAUAUUUUCCACGGAAUACUUCUCUACACACACUUUCUUCAAUAGCGAACUGCACAAACAUGGUUGCAGCUCUCCGUCAGAGUGGGAGGAAUACACAACGGAUUGCGGUAAGCGCUCUUUUAACACUGUUUUGCCACGUCCUCGUAACUCGCUGUGUAAUGUAGAUAGCUAAACUAACUUCUUCUUUUGCACCAGUUGACAGGAAGUUACAUAGCAAGCCAGAGAGAUAACCCCUUCUCUCGUAGAGGUUAGGAUUUGAUAGUAAAGGUCAGGGUAGAAUCAGAGGAUCCGCAACUAAUAUAUCAAGACUAAUAGAAAGUAUUUCGUCAAGGUCCCUGGGCCCUGAAUAAUGCAGUACUAUGAUGUCCUUAUGUAGUUAAGUUUUUAAACACGAUGCCAGUUAGUACACGCUCUCUGCAGUGUAUGCCUUUCCUGGGCGUGAACGUAACCAAGAGCACACGUCAAAGCUCGCACUGGCUCAUUCAUUGUCUUGCUGGCACAAGUUCAUUAUUUGGUAUGUGAAUUGUAGCUAAAGAAAAUCGAAUUGCUUUGUAAAUGAAUAAAAAUAUCCAGGAGAAUGAAUGAAUGAGGUCAUUUUAUGGGUUUCCCACUGAAGUGUCACAACUUGUUAAGGCUUUUAUGAAUCAAUCAACAAUACAGUAUUAGUAUUUGAUGUGAGCAGUCCCUUCAUUGCAGGUAGAAGCCUAGAAGCCUGUCAAUGUUUGUGAUCCUUAUAUACUCAGUUUGUUAGAUACACCACCCCAUUCACGAAAAUGGUUAGCUCCUACAGACACUGAGUCACGUGGCCAUGGCUUACUAUAUAAAGCAGGCAGACAGGCAUCGAGGCAUACAGUUACUGUUCGAUUGAACAUUAGACUGGGCAAAACAGAACUAAGAACAGAUAUAGCCCCUGGUUCUCCUCAGACUUGACUGCCCUUGACCAGCACAAAAACAUCCUGUGGCAUACUGCAUUAGCAUCGAAUAGCCCCCGCGAUAUGCAACUUUUCAGGGAUGUUAGGAACCAAUAUACACAAGCAGUUAGGAAAGCAAAGGCUAGCUUUUUCAAACAGAAAUUUGCAUCCUGUAGCACUAACUCCAAAAAGUUUUGGGACACUGUAAAGUCCAUGGAGAAUAAGAGCACCUCCUCCCAGCUGCCCACUGCACUGAGACUAGGAAACACUAUCACCACCGAUAAAUCUACAUUAAUUGAGAAUUUCAACAAGCAUUUUGCUACGGCUGGCCAUGCUUUCCACCUGGCUACCACUACCCCGGCCACCAGCUCUGCACCCUCCACUCCAACUUGCCCAUGCCCCCCCCCCUGCUUCUCCUUCACACAAAUUCAGACAGCUGAUGUUCUGAGAGAGCUGCAAAAUCUGGACCCCUACAAAUCAUCUGGGCUAGACAAUCUGGACCCUUUUUUUCUAAAACUAGCUGCCGAAAUUGUCGCAACCCCUAUUACUAGCCUGUUCAACCUCUCUUUCGUAACGUCUGAGAUCCCCAGAGAUUGUCACCCCCUCUUCAAAGGGGGUGACACUCUAGAUCCAAACUGUUACAGACCUAUAUCCAUCCUGCCCUUCGAAAGUUUUUGAAAGCCAAGAUAUCAAACAGAUCACUGACCAUUUCGAAUCCCACCGUACCUUCUCCGCUAUGCAAUCCGGUUUCCGAGCUGGUCAUGGGUGCACCUCAGCCACGCCCAAACUAUAUUAUAACCGCGAUCGAUAAUAGACAGUACUGUGCAGCUGUCUUCAUCGACCUGGCCAAGGCUUUCGACUCUGUCAACCACUGCAUUCUUAUUGGCAGACUAAAUAGCCUUCGUUUCUCAAAUGACUGCCUCACCUGGUUCACCAACUAAAUAAUAAUAAUAAUAAUAAUAAUAUGCCAUUUAGCAGACGCUUUUAUCCAAAGCGACUUACAGUCAUGCGUGCAUACAUUUUUGUGUAUGGGUGGUCCCGGGGAUCGAACCCACUACCCUGGCGUUACAAGCGCCGUGCUCUACCAGCUGAGCUACAGAGGACCACAACUACUUCUCAGAGUUCAAUGUGUCAAAUCGGAGGGCCUGUUGUCUGGACCUUUGGCAGUCUCUAUGGGGGUGCCACAGGGUUCAAUUCUUGGGCCGACACUUUUCUCCGUGUAUAUCAAUGAUGUCGCUCUUGCUGCUGGUGACUCUCAGAUCCACCUCUACGCAGACGACACCAUUUUGUAUACAUCUGGCCCUUCAUUGGACACUGUGUUAACAAACCUCCAAACGAGCUUCAAUGCCAUACAACACUCCUUCAGUAGCCUCCAACUGCUCUUAAACACUAGUAAAACUAAAUGCAUGCUCUUCAAUCGAACGCUGCUGGCACCAGCCCACCCGACUAGAAUCACUACUCUCGACGGGUCUGACCUAGAGUAUGUGGACAACUACAAAUACCUAGGUGUCUGGUUAGACUGUAAACUCUCCUUCCAGACUCACAUUAAGCAUCUCCAAUCCAAAGUUAAAUGUGUGUACCUAAUAAACUAGCCACUAAGUGUAUAUAUAUCCCCUUAAUGACCAUGUUGGCAGCAGUCUGGGCGAUUUGUUGUCUGAUGCUGUAUGUUUCCCUACAGAGUCCUUCAUUCUACAGUUGGAGGACCCAGACUGUGAGGAAGGAAGCAACCCACCAUGCGAGUCUGUCUUCUCUCUCAACGCAGAGAAAAUCUUGGUGAGAUGCACCAAAUUCACUGAGAUCUCAAUGCUUUUGCCUGGGCAUUUCUGUUUGACUGACGCAUCAUUGUCGUGGAAUAACUACCAUUAUCUUUGUUCAAACAGAGACAAGCCAAGUUGUUCAUAGAGCAGAAGCGAUUCCCUUUUGCAGUGGACAACCACAACACAAAUGAGGAGCUUGGUAAGAAAUUAUUCCUGAAAGAGUUUGGUUUGUGGAGUGUAUGCUAUACAUUGCUUGACUCUCAUUAUUCAUUUCAUUGCAGCUAUAGGAUAUGUUCUUAUUGGCAAUGGCCUGUACGAUGAAGCCAUCAAACACUUCUCCUUGUUACUACAGGUUGGUUAACAUUCAUAGAUGCAUGAAUUACAACACUAAUCUUUAUACAUGUCUGGUCUUCUUGACAGUUUGAAUAAUGCAUAUUUUUUGUUUAGCCAAAUAUAUGAAUAGUAGAGAGACAGACUUCAUCGUCCCCCAUGAUUAAAUCGGGGAGGGGACUGUCGAUCUGUCUCCUUUCGUCACACGCAAAAUCUCAGACAGCACUGGCCCGAUUUUGACGGAACUUGGGUGAAUGAUGCGUCUUGCCAAAGAGAUCCUGCAUUUACUAAAUUACACAGAUUGACCAGAUGGUGGCGCUAUAACAAGCGAUUGAAAAUGCAAACUUUGAAAGGUCACACCCCUCACCCCGUUUGAGCUAAAGUCAUGAAAUUCUGUACAUAGGUCCCUCUCCUCACAAGGAACAAAUGCGCCUAAGGCCCGCCAUGAUGGAUUUUCCGCAAUUUGGAAAAGAAAAUGAACACUUAAAACGUUACUCCUCUGGCACUAAAUGACCAAUCCGCACGAAACUGGAUAUGUGGCAUCUAAGGACAAAGGUCUCUCAAUGCAAUAUUUUCCAGACUAGUACCUAAAAUAACAUGGCUGCUAUUGACCAAUAAACAUUCACGUGGGUGUGGUCUGGCACAUAAAUGCAUAUAAAUCAGUCACAGAUAAUCGUACUGUAACAAAAUGUGGUGCACAUGUUGCAAACACUGUCAAGACUCAACAUAUGCAAGAACAUUCAUAUCCACUUGAAUAUUCAUGGCGCUAUAACGGGCACAUGUUUUGGUACUAUCAGUAAAGUCUACUUUGAAUUGUUGUCGCUAAUUGGCCGGGGGGGCUGCAUCAUUCGUGGGGGACGACAUGUUUACUGUUGCCUUGUUUACAUUACAGUACUUCCUCUCUUUUCUCCCUGCUUUGAAUAUGUUGUGCGGUUUGCAAUGGAGGAUAUCAGUGUGUGUUGUCCUCUGGUGUACUAGGGGGAUCCAGAGGUGGUCAGUGCCAUCUACGGGAGAGGGAUAGCAUACGGGAAAAAGAGUCUGCAGGUAAGUGAUCACAGCAGCAUGAUACUAGUUCACAGAAUGUUGAUACCAGCAGUUUUAUUCAGACAGCAAAUGUUUUCACUGUGACACAUCAUAAAUACAAAUCUAAUCUGCACUGCUCAGCAGUUAGGAUAUGUGCUUGUCAGUGGACGUGAUUGAUGAAGGCUGCGAGCUGCCUUUUCUUUUGUCCUGGUGUGUCCAAUAGGGGUGACACUGUCUCUUCUCUUCUCCUUCUAUGGAAGGACAUCAAGAAUGCAGACUUGGCGCUGUUCGAGUUGAGCCGAGUCAUCACUCUGGAGCCCAACCGCCCUGAGGUGUACGAACAGCGGGCAGAGGUGAGGAUAAUUCUAUGCCUGUUACGGCUUCAUGGGUUAACCCGCUGCUUGUGUUAUACCUUGUGUUAGGGUAUUGGUUUUCAUUGGGGUUUACUAUCAUGCUUGAAUUGCAUGUCUGUUUAAAUGGAGGACGUUUCUGUGUCACCACAUGCAAAAUGGUUACAAAUGAGUGAGGGCGGUGGUAUUCUCUCAAGCAGGCUUUAAAAUACAUCUUACAGAGGAGGCAACUGCUGUUGUAUUAACAAUAUGCCUUGAAGUAGUCUAGCUACUAGACCAUUGGACUCCCCCACACAAGUGAAAUAAAUGGAAAUUAUAGUAGCAUUUAUGUGUUUCAAGUUUUACUUGAUUGAUGGACUUGCAGAUCCUUUCUCCACUUGGGAGGAUCAGUGAGGCUCAGAGUGAUCUCUCCAAAGCCAUCCAGCUCCAGCCCUCUGCCCGCCUCUACAGACACAGAGGAACUCUGCUCUUCAUCUCCGAGGUCAGACUGACAGACAAUGUAUAUGGGGUCUCUGAUUGGUGGUGUUGAUAUAUAAAGUUCUCACAGUUGGUUUUAUGAUUUUGUUUUUCCCCAAAUAGGAUUAUGUGGCAGCUAUGGAGGAUUUUCAACAGUCUUUGGAUCUGAAGAAAAACCAACCCAUUGCCAUGCUAUACAAAGGUCUAACAUUCUUCCACAGAGGAAUGCUCAAGGUAUAGACAUUUUUGUACAAAACCAUAGUUGCUCAACUUUGAGUACUGCCAGUAUAACCAGUUUUUGGUUAAAUAAUUGCAUGUUUAUGACUCAAUAUUGUCCCCCAUUCAGGAAGCUAUUGAAACAUUCAAGGAGGCCCUGAAAUUAAAAUCUGACUUCAUAGAUGCAUACAAAAGUCUCGGACAGGCCUACAGGUACAGUGGGAAUGCUCUAUGACCUGCUUUGGUUCCAACCUGGUCAGUUCACAUCAUGGUCAGGAAAAACUCAGGGCCUUAGUACUCAUGGGCCAAUGCAGUGAGUGAUCCCUGUAACCUGUCUGUAGGGAGCUGGGAGACUUUGAGGCAGCUAUGGAGAGCUUCCAGAAAGCCCUGAUGCUCAACCAGAACCACAUCCAGUCUCUGCAGCUGAGAGGCAUGAUGCUCUACCACCACGGCAGCCUCCAGGAGGCUGUCGGCAACUUCAAGGUAAUGGCCGUGUCACACAGCUUCUUUCUCCUGACACGAUAUCAGUCUACCAAUGACAGUACAGCUGAACUAGUUAUUCUACAUCUACCCUCUCAUGACAACAGACUGCUUUACUGUGGACUAUGUGCAAUAGUACUGGCUAGGAUGGGGCUGGCCUGCCUAAAAAUGAUUCUCAUUUGCAUCAGUUUUUCUAAGCAUGCUGUCUAGAGAAAAAACCCUUGGAUCAAUACUUGUCCCACUCCAUUUGUAACUCAUCAUUCCAGCCGUUACAAGCGAUUCUCCUGAUGUUUUGUUUUCACUGUGACGUCAGGCGGUUGAUGGCAUCGCAGGCUAACGAGCAGCCGUGCCGCUGAUCAGACGCGCGUCACGUAGGCCACUGCCUCUCUCUGUCCCCAUGGUCGCAUUUGGCAGCGUAAGCGACCUGCCUAUUUGCCUACUGUCCCAUCGGCAGCCCUGCUGUGGUGACUCAGUAGGCCUCACGCAUUGAUGUGUAAUAGAUGUGGCGUUACUAUGACGGUUACUAUUACCUCCCUCCAACACAUCACCUUGCAUGACCGUGUCACGUGUUUCCCAGGCUGCCUGUAGAGAAUGUGGUUUGGUGGGGUCAUGACUCACCGGGCUAGAGCUGUUAGCCUCAGGCCAUUCACACUGUCAACAGCGAAAGUUUAAGUGACUGCAGUGACAUCCACUUUGAGUCAGAAUUAUGUAUGUGUGAAUUUGAGGUUCCCUCCCUCCAUUUUGAAUUCUUACACCUAUGUGCGUCAUUGGGCUUGGUGUGUAACACCUCCAUGUUGUGUUUUGCAGAGGUGUCUACAUUUGGAGCCCUACAACGAGGUGUGUCAGUACAUGAAGGGCCUGAGCCACGUGUCCAUGGGGCAGUUCUAUGAAGGCAUCAAGGCUCAGACUAAAGUAAUGUUGAAUGACCCUCUGCUGGGCCAGAAGGCAAGCUCGGAAUAUCUCAAAGUGAAAUACCUUCGAGGUGAGUGCAGCAUUAGUGACUUUAGCUUACUAAACUCCACUCCAUGGUGAAGGACGUUUCUGAUUAACUCCACCAACGGAGUGGAGCAGAGACCAGGCUUUGUGGAAUUCAGCUCUGACUAUAUCGAUUCACCCAAGGUCAAUACUUAAAAAAAAUAUAUUAUGAAAUUCUUACUAUGUACCUAUGUUUGUCCUCUGUAGUUGCGUGCCUUUCUUUGUUUGCUGAAAUCAUACUUUUUCAAUAAACGUUAAUCAAAUACAACCACCACCUGUUUCCUUGUUGAGAUUCAGUUGGUGCAUUUGCGCUGAGUUGCCAUCUUAGAGCAACAGCAAUGAGGAAACAGUCGGUGGUUGUAUUUGAUUGUUUAUUGAUCAAGUAAGGAUUUCAGCAAACAAAGAAAGGCACGCAACUACAGGGGACAAACAUGGGUACAAGGUAAGCAUUUCAUAAUUUAAAUUUAAGUGUUGACCUUGAGCAAAUCGAUGUAGUCUAAGCUGAAUUCCACAAAGCCUGGUCUCUGCUCCACUCCGUUGGUGGAGUUCAUCAGAAACUUCCUUCACCGUGGAGUUUAGUCAGCUAUAGUGACCUCUUAACUAACAUUUCAACCUGAAGCGGAAUGUUUUGUCUUUGAUAAUUUCUUGCCUAUGGAGAUAUGGUUAGAAUUUUCCUCAUGUCAUUUCCCCCCACAGAAUACUCUCGCUACUUGCACUCACAUCUCGACAAACCUGUGGCAGAAUAUAAUGUUGAUCAGGAUCUUCCAGGAAACUUCAAAAACCACUGGGCAAAACACCUUCCUUUCCUUAUAGAGGACUAUGAGGAGCAGCCAGGACUGCAGCCUCAUAUUAAGUGAGUUUAAAGGGAUAGAACCUGCUGCUGACAGUUCAAUAUUUUCUGCCAGCACUGCAGUAUAGGCUAACUGAUGGGUAAUGGAGCAGGCUCUUUUACAGUAGAUGACGUUAACAUACUGUGUGUUUGUGCUAUUCAAUCCAUUUGUAACCUGCCCAACUGAUCUUGUAUCAUGCCUUGCCAUUGUAGAGAUGUUCUACCUCAGAACUUUGAAAGCUACAACACUGAAGUUCAGAAGCUCAUUUGCGCUGCUGAUCACCUUGGUGCCCUUAUGCAAUACGACACACCAGGAUUUCUUCCCAAUCGCAGAAUACACAGAGGUGGGUGAGAUACUGAGCACAUUCGAGUUCAGCCUCAAAUCUGUUGUACAUUCUUGGCUGAAAUCAGAUUGAGUUGUUGAAAUCAAUUAACUCUGUCAGUUUAAUGUGACUAGUAUCAGCCCUGAACAACAUGUCCUUUGUUAAAAAGAAUGUGCAUGCUGGUACUCACGUCAAAAUAACAAACAAGCUAUUGUACAAGUUGGUCUUUCUGGAAUACAUAUUGUCUUACCCCAUCCUAUGUCUUUAAUCCAGUAGCGCCAUAACAGUAUAUUUCAAAGUUCUGAAAUUGAAUAUGUGCUGUGUUUCACCUCAAUAGCCAUGGGCCUAGCAACUCUAGAGGUCAUGCAGGCUAUGCAGCGCACCUGGAGCAACUCAAAGGUGCGAGUCAACGGCAAAACCAGGCAGAUGCAGUGGAGAGACAUGUUCGAUAUUGCUGUCAAAUGGAGGAGGUGAGGCUUGGGUGUGAGAUUGUUUUAUAGUAACAUUUUUUAAAAUGUUAUUACCGCAAUGCACAUCUGCAGUAUCAAUCACCCUGUCUACUGUUUCUAUAUUGUCAGUCUGUGAGGUUGUUCUGUCCCUCUGAAGGAUUGCUGAUCCAGACCAGCCUGUUCUUUGGCUGGACCAGAUGCCUGCCAGAAGUCUCAGCCGAGGGUUCAAUAACCAUAUUAACCUCAUUAGGUAACCUAAAGGAAAAUGACAUAAAAUCAUCUCAAAGAUAGUCACUGUGUGAAUCUGACACACAACUGUUGAGUCAAGUUGUAUUUUUAGAUAUCCCUUUUGAUAAUGUGGUUUUCCUGUUUUGUUUGUUUCCUCAGAGGACAAAUCAUCAACAUAAGAUACUUGGCCUACUUUGACAACAUACUCAAUUUCAUCAAAGACAGAAUAUUGGUUUACCACAAGUGGGUCUUUUAAAGAAAAAUACAGAUAGCUUUUUAUUGGAGAAAUAUCUUCUACAUGGUGAUAUAUGUUGACUUACUGAUGCGUUGUCCUCAGGGCAUACAACCCAAGAGGGCUACUGGAAGUCAGACAAGCACUGGAAAAUGUGAACAAGGUGGAAGACCUUCUCCCCAUAAUGAAGGUAAUAAUGACACAGGGGAGGUUUAGGAAACCCUCCGGGCCAGUCCAUCAUCCCCGUCAGUGGCCCGCUUGGGAUUUUUUUGUUGUUGUAAUAAUGCUAUUUUUAAUCUAGGCUAUAUAAUUGAUUAAAAAAAACGGAAUUCCCGAAGCUGUUAUGUUGAUUAUUUAUCACACGUGCGUUGCACACACACAGCCUAGUUUGAGAUAAUCUGUCAGGCAGAGAGUGCGCAGCUCUCAAACAGCUGGUUGUUUGGUGGAGCCGCUCACCAAAGACCGACAUUGGUAGGGGUAGGAAAGAUGUUCCAAGUUAUGAUAUCUAGCCUACCAGUAAACGCGAAGGCAAGGUAUUUAAAAAGUUCAAAGUCUUGGUUGAAUAUUUGUGAUGCACAAUUCAUGCAUCCUGGAAUAGCCUACCAUGAAAAUCUGACAUUUCUUCUAUUUGGUCCUUGAAAUGUCCUUGACGUUAUGUUAGCCGAUUUUAGAAGUUCUACUUCUCCAAUGGCAAUAUAAUUAUUCUGUGAUAUCAUUUCUGAUCAGUUUUUAUGAGAGAUGUUGCCGCUUUCGUUUGUUUUCUGCAGUUUCAAUUAACGAGUUCCAUUACAAAGGGUACCCGGUUUUUGUUCACUUUCUCGUUUUAAAACAUGGUACAAUAACCCCUCAAUAACUUUUCAACAACUCUUCUCAAAUGGCGAGACUGAGUAGCUACCACAUGGACAGACUGCAUUUGUGUUUGUCAGGAGGAUCUACUGGGGCAUGCUGUCUAUUUAGUCAGUCAGUGCCCACAUUAUUCUGACAUACAGUACCAGUCAAAAGUUUGGACACCUACUCAUUCAAGGGUUUUUCUUUAUUUUUACUAUUUCCUACAUUGUAGAAUAAUGGUGAACACAUCAAAACUAUGAAAUAACAUGUAUGGAAUCAUGUAGUAACCAAAAAAUUGUUAAACAAAUCAAAAUAUAUUUUAUAUUUGAGAUUCUUCAAAUAGCCACCCUUUGCCUUGAUGACAGCUUUACACACUCUUGGCAUUCUCUCAACCAGCUUCACCUGGAAUGCUUUUCCAACAGUCUUGAAGGAGUUCCCACAUAAGCUGAGCACUUGUUGGCUGCUUUUCCUUCACUCUGCCGUCCGACUCAUCCCAAACCAUCUCAAUUGGGUUGAGGUCGGGGGAUUGUGGAGGCCAGGUCAUCUGAUGCAGCACUCCAUCACUCUCCUUCUUGGUAAAAUAGCCCUUACACAGCCUGGAGGUGUGUUGGGUCAUUGUCCUGUUGAAAAACAAAUGAUAGUCCCACUAAGCCCAAACCAGAUGGGAUGGCGUAUCGCUGCAGAAUGCUGUGGUAGCCAUGCUGGUUAAAUGUGCCUUGAAUUCUAAAUAAAUCACCAGACAGUGUCACCAGCAAAGCACCCCCACACCAUAACACCUCCUCCUCCAUGCUUUACGGUAGGAACUACACAAUGCGGAGAUCAUCCAUUCACCCACACCGCGUCUCACAAAAACACAGCGGUUGGAACUGAAAAUCUCCAAUUUGGACUCCAGACCAAAGGACAUAUUUCCACCGCUCUAAUGUCCAUUGCUUGUGUUUCUUGGCCCAAGCAGGUCUCUUCUUCUUAUUGGUGUCCUUUAGCAGUGGGUUCUUUGCAGCAAUUUGACCAUGAAGGCCUGAUUCACACAGUCCCCUCAGAACAGUUGAUGUUGAGAUGUGUCUGUGACUUGAACUCUGUGAAACAUUUAUUUGGGUUGCAAUUUCUGAGGCUGGUAACUCUAAUGAACUUAUCCUCUGCAGCAGAGGUAACUCUGGGUCUUCCAUUCCUGUGGCGGUCCUCAUGAGAGCCAGUUUCAUCAUAGCGCUAAUGAUGGACUGUCAUUUCUCUUUGCUAAUUUGAGCUGUUCUUGCCAUAAUAAGGACUUGGUCUUUUACCAAAUAGGGCUAUCUUCUGUAUACCCCCCUACCUUGUCACAACACAAAUGAUUGGCUCAAACGCAUUAAGAAGGAAAGAAAUUCCACAAAUUAACUUUUAACAAGGCACACCUGUUAAUUGAAAUGCAUUCCAGGUGACUACCUCAAGAAGCUGGUUGAGAGAAUGCCAAGAGUGUGCAAAGCUGUCAUCAAGGCAAAGGGUGGCUAUUUGAAGAAUCUGAAAUAUAAAAUAUAUUUUGAUUUGUUUAACACUUUUCUUUGGUUACUACAUGAUUCCAUAUGUGUUAUUUCAUAGUUUUGAUGUCUUCACUAUUAUUCUACAAUGUAAAAAAAAAAGAAAAACCCUUGAAUGAAUAGGUGUGUCCAAACUUUUGACUGGUAGUGUAUUUUAGAAUGUAAACAUAAUGUGAAUGUCAAUGCAUAAUGCCAUUGGGUAUGCCUAUUAAAAAUGCAUUAUUCUUCGUGGUUAUGCAUACUUUUUUUUGCAUAAUUAUAAUUAUUUUAUUUUUUAAUUAUCCCCAAUUUCGUCAUAUCCAAUUACGAUCUUGUCUAAUCGCUGCAACUCCCCAACGGGCUCUGGAGAGGCGAAGGUCGAGUCAUGCGUCCUCCGAAACAUGACCCGCCAAACCGCGCUCCUUAACCCGGAAGCCAGCCGAACCAAUGUGUCGGAGGAAACACUGUUCAACUGACGACCGAAGUCAGCCUGCAGGCGCCCGGUCCGCCACAAGGAGUCGCUAGAGCGCGAUGAGCCAAGUAAAGCCCCCCCCCAGCCAAACCCUCCCCUAACCCAGAUGACGCUGUGCCAGUUGUGCGCUGCUCUAUGGGACUCCCAGUCACGGCCGGUUGUGACACAGCCUGGGAUCUGUGUCACAGACCUCUGCGCCACUUGGGAGGCCCAUAAUCAGUUUUUUUUUUGUUGGGGGGGGUUCUUCUUCUAUAUAGGCUAUUUACAACAAUUAAAUGUAAAAUGUAGGUCCUUGAAAAUUACAAUUAAGUCCUUGAAUUUGACCUGCCAGUAUAAACCCUAUAUAGGCUACUUAAUCAGUCCGUAAAUGGAAGAUAAAAUCACUUACUAUUGAAAUUAUGCGUGCAUCAUUCGCUUUCCUGUCAGAUCUAGACUCUGGACAGUAUCAUUUUCAUUUGCGUCAGUAGCUUUCAGUUGGCACUGUCCCGGUGAGCCACUGGCAAAUUUACCUAAAUGUCGAGCCCAGGAACAACACCCUGAUAAGAAAAUAUUGACUCCUCUGGACCCAGGGGUCAAAGCUUUGAGGCCUGAUGUAUUCAUGGGAAUAGCAUCUAGGAACUACUGAGUGGUGUGUGUGAUAUCAUGUACAUCAGAAUUGAGAUCUAGGUCAACUUGGCAUGAGUUUCACAGCUGAUAGAAUGUCUGAUUUGCUGCUGUUUUGCAUUUCUAUCCUGAAGCAGUUUAACAGUAAAACGAGGGAUGGCUUCACAGUGAACUCUAAGGUGCCCAGUCUAAAGGACCCUGGGAAAGAAUAUGACGGUUUCACCAUCACCAUAACAGGAGACAGGUCAGUUUAUUUGGUUCUAAUAAAUUAAUAAAGAACUAAGCUCUUGACAUUAUAGUCUACCUCCGUCAGUGGUUUACCUAAGAUAUUCCAAUCAAAUGGAAAUUCAAUAAUUUUUCCCAUCACAGAACAUAAUUUAAUGUUCAAAAACAUUACAUUUACAUUUACAUUUUAGUCAUUUAGCAGACGCUCUUAUCCAGAGCGACUUACAGGAGCAAUUAGGGUUAAGUGCCUUGCUCAAGGGCACAUUAACGUCAUUUAGCAGACGCUCUUAGCCAGAGCGACUCACAAAUUGGUGCGUUCACCCUAUAGCCAGUGGGAUAACCACUUUACAAUUUGGGGGGGGGGGGGGGGGGUUAGAAGGAACACUUUAUCAGGGUUUAAUAUGUCAACUUGGCUUAGUUUAAAGCAGUUAAAUACAGGUAACUACCAAAAUACAGAAAACACUUGAGUAAAUGAGGGAUACAAAGUAUAUUGAAAGCAGGUGGUUCCACACAGCUGUGGUUCCUGAGUUAAUUAGGCAAUUUACAUCCAUCAUGAUUAGGGUCAUGUAUAAAAAUGCUUGUCAGGCAAUUAUUUUGGCUACCAUGGCUAUGCCCCCAUAGGAUGACAAUGCCCCCAUCCACAAGGAACGAGUGGUCACUGAAUGGUUUGAUGAACAUGAAAACGAUGUAAACCAUAUGCCGUGGCCAUCUCAGUCACCAGAUCCCAACCCAAUCGAACACUUAUGGGAGAUUCUGGAGCGGUGCCUGAGACAACGUUUUCCACCACCAUCAACAAAACACCAAAUUAUGGAAUUUCUCGUGGAAGAAUGGUGUCGCAUCCCUCCAAUAGAGUUCCAGACACUUGUAGAAUCUAUGCUAAGGUGCAUUGAAGACGUUCUGGCUUGUGGUGGCCCAAUGCCCUAUUAAGAAACUUUAUGUUGGUGUUUCCUUUAUUUUGGCAGUUACCUGUACUUCAAUGAAUAAUAUUGUUGUUCAUUCGAAUUCAGCGCUCAGACAUUUUUGUUAGGGAACUUCUAGCAAAUGUUCUAGGUCUGUUUGUUGACGUUGCGUUGAAGUUACAUUAUGUAGUAGAAAGACCUACUCCUUUCUUAGCAUUAAACAAUGUUGAACAGGGAAAUAAAAUCUAACUUUCCCAAGAGCCCCUUGAUGGGAAAGAACCAGACAAUCAGUCCCUUUGGGGGUGCAGAACAAAAAUACUGAGAAACUGCCAGAGGCAAGAGCUGCAGUGAGAAACAUAUUGUAAAGGAUUCCUCAAGUGUGGAAUAUUAUCUAAAAAAUAAUGGUUGCAUCUGAGAAAUGAAAUAUAAACAGCCAAGUCCCCUAUUUGAACUGAUUUGAAUUCUUUGUCAUUCAGUUCGAACUUUCUAAGACAUCUUGAAAUACAAGACUUGAAAUACUAUGAUUCAGCUUGUUAUUCUCAGCUCUAACCCUACAGCUUUCACCAAAGUGCAGUUUGUUGUCUGUCCCUUGAUGAAUGUUGAUGUACAGUACCACAGUGUUUGUACAGACCAUGGUACAGACCACAGUGUUUGUACAGACCAUGGUACAGACCACAGUGUUUGUACAGACCAUGGUACAGACCACAGUGUUUGUACAGACCAUGGUACAGACCACAGUGUUUGUACAGACCAUGGUACAGACCACAGUGUUUGUACAGACCAUGGUACAGACCACAGUGUUUGUUCAGACUGUGUAUUUGUGUUGCCUUAGAGUGGGCAACAUGCUGUUCUCAGUGGAGACCCAGACCACAGAGGAGCGCACUCAGCAGUACCAGUCUGAGAUCGAGUCCAUCUACAAAGACCUGACUGCCAAGGGCAAGGCUCUCAUGCUGUCCACUGAACUUGGGGUAUGCUCUCUCUCUUCCUCGUUCCCUCUGUUUUCUUUUCUCUGACUGUCAUCUCAACAAUCCAAUCCAUAAUGUUGCUCUACUAUCUGAUAUAACGCAAAAAUGUUCCUAUUGUCGUGUUGAUAGAUUCACUCUCUACCACUGAAAAUGGGGAGCAGUCAGUUUUGUAUGAGGCUAGCUAACCUGUUAAGUAUUCAGUCCCUUAAACUUAGUAGACCCCUCCCAAGUUAAAAUUCCAUUAACAAACUUCACAUGACUUAAUCAUGAUGGCUCACAUACAGUAUCAAUAUCAGUCUCCUAUUGUUGUAUAAUCAUAUUACCUCUGUAAGUGGACCCUGUAUUGUGUUUUUGUUUCUCUCUUUCAGGAUGCAGAUGCAGUGUGUAAUUUAAUUCUCUCCCUGGUUUACUACUUUUGUAAUCUUAUGCCCCUCUCCAGAGGGUCCAGGUAAGGUGUUGUCCAAGUCAUAUUUUCUGCUAUAACCAUUAAGACAUGAUGUAACGACACGGUUUUCAGUUGGUCUUGUCUGAAUUGUGAUUUUACUUUGUGAAAGGUUUUUUAGUUAUGAAAUAAGUCUCAUUUCCCUAUAUUUUGUCCCUAUUUCCCAUUUUGGACAGUGUUGUGGCAUACUCUGUUGUCAUGGGAGCACUGAUGGCCAGUGGAAAGGAGGUGAUAGGCAGAAUCCCCAAAGGGAAGGUAAUACUGAUGAAUAGUUUUGCUCUACUAUACACCACUUUAUUAUAAUACAUUACCAGUGGUGGAAAAUGGGUUAUUCAUAAUCAUGUAUGUUAUAUGUAGUUAUCAAUUAGCCUGUUUUUAAGCAUUUUCCUUGUUUAUGAUUUUUUUUUCUUCUCUCCAGUUGGUUGAUUUUGAAGCCAUGACAACGCCCAGUCCUGACAGGUUUAGUAAAACUGCAAAAAACUGGAUGAAUUUAAAGAGGUGA